UUAUCCAAAAGUGCGCGCCAUAACCUCAAAAGUUUGCUGUGUUUUUGUUUGUGGUGCUCGAGUGCUCCUGAAAAUCCUGGAAAUUUGGAAAAAUAUAUUAAAAUACAUUUAAAUAAAAAGAAAAAUUGUUUAAUGGUCAAACAAUUGAUCAAAAAUGUUUACCCAAAAAGAGUGGCAUCAGCUUUUUAGCGCUGUAAAGGAGAAUGAACAAUCAUGCAUUUUAAAAGCCAUGUUAAACAGCCGCAAAGAUGCGGAUGUUGAAAAAAUGUCUGUGGAAGGUUUAAGUAAAAUUACGGAGAGUUUUAUAAAGCCAGAUGAUCUUCACGACAUCCCUGGAAUGAUACCUCCAGAAGAAACAAUUACCAAUGAAGCAUUACAAGCUCUUUUUGAAGAGGAAGAUGAUAUCAGUGAAUCUGCAAAACCGUCGGGUAUUACUAAAGAUGUUUCAGAUUCAGUUAAAUCACAAGAGUCCUCUUCUUCAAUUUUUCCCAAAAAUCCUUCAAAACCCACAACUCCACAAAGUAGUCAAGAACUCGACUUCGAUUUCGGCCAAUUGGAGGAAAUUUUCUCCCAAAAGUCUGAAAAUGAAGAACCUUUCGAAAAAAGAAUGGGAUACAGUAGUUCUUACGAGGAAAGUAAUCCUGAGCCUCCACUGCGAAUGGAGAGCCCAAAGAGAAUUCUGCCUCAAAAAUCAUGGGAAACGAACAAAACUUCAUGGAUGAAGAAAAAUUUUUCACAGGCAAACGAAAGAGCUCCCUACAGAGAACCAUUUUUGCGAACUAAUUCACCCAAUGAAUAUGAAAGGAAAGAAGAGCCUAAAAAACCAAAAACUGAUUUCAUAACAGCUCGCAAGGAGCUUCAAGUUCAGAAUCUCAUAAAUUACGGGAAAGAUUGUCGUUCAAGUGUGUCUGGAGGAGGGAGAAGAGUUGGAUUGAGAAAGCCAGUGGCUCCGAAAAAUGAUUUCCCUGAAGAAUUGCCUAAGAAAAAAGAUAAAACGUCUGAUGAUGAACUUUGUGACCAGCUGAGUCACAUUGAUCCCAAAAUUAUUGAAAUGAUCAGAAACGAAAUAAUGAUGAAGGUUCCUGUGAUCGAUUGGAAGGAUAUUAUUGGGUUGACAUACGCAAAGAGCGUCAUUCAAGAAGCUAUAGUCAUGCCAAUGCUUCGUCCAGAUAUUUUCACUGGCCUCAGAAGGCCCCCAAGAGGAAUCCUUUUGUUUGGUCCUCCUGGUACGGGAAAAACCCUUAUUGGGAAAUGCAUAGCUUCUCGUGCAAAUGCUACAUUCUUCAACAUUAGUGCUUCUACUCUCACAUCGAAAUACAUAGGAGAAGGGGAGAAAAUGGUCAGAGGACUCUUCGCGGUAGCAUCAGCUCAACAGCCUUCGGUAAUCUUCAUCGACGAAAUUGAUUCCUUGCUCUGCCAAAGAUCAGAAAGUGAGCAUGAAAGCUCUCGUAGAUUGAAGACAGAAUUUCUGAUUCACUUGGACGGAGCUGCAACAAAUGAAAAUGAACUUGUGCUAGUUGUUGGAGCAACAAAUCGACCUCAGGAGCUGGAUGAGGCAGUAAGGAGGCGAUUUGUAAAGCGCCUCUACAUUCCACUUCCAAUUCUCGAAGCCAGAUUGGAAAUGGUAAGAUCUCUGUUUUCCAAGGUGGCGAACAAUCUAUCGGCAGACGAUAUGGUAUCAAUAAGUAAAUUGACUGAUGGGUUUUCGGGAGCUGAUAUGAAGAGUUUGUGCCAGGAAGCAUCAAUGGGACCAAUACGAUCAAUCCCUAUCGAAAAAUUCCAUGAUUUCUCCAAUUCCGAUUUACGACCAGUUAAUUUUAAGGACUUCCAAACUGCAAUGCAAUGUGUUAGAGCGAGUGUUUCUCCAGAAGAUAUUGAAAACUACCUCAAAUGGGAUAAGGUUUAUGGAUCUGGUGGUCGGACUACAUGAAACUAUUGAAAUUAUAUAAAAUUAGUUGCUAAUAAAAAUAAAUUUGUAAAAAAAAA
Phlebotomus papatasi is the source of this 1986-nucleotide messenger RNA. RefSeq names its product fidgetin-like protein 1. The transcript is spliced from 3 exons. Lineage: Eukaryota; Metazoa; Arthropoda; Insecta; Diptera; Psychodidae. The coding region runs from base 155 to 1930 and encodes 591 amino acids. Gene Ontology annotation, molecular function: ATP hydrolysis activity; microtubule severing ATPase activity; ATP binding. The record is from RefSeq and is a predicted model, not a curated record.